AUGGGUGCUCCAUCAGAACAUAAAAACAUUCCAUUAAAUGAUUAUUCAGGGUAUAACCCUAAUGGAGCAGGAGCCUCACAGUCUUAUCGGCCACCGUCUCCACCGCCUCCAGCAUAUCAGGACGGCCUAGGGAACUCGACAGCAGUACCUGCUACCAAUAUGAAUAAUAAUAUGAACGAUAUACCUAUGGGACAAACAUUCUAUCAACCCCCUCCUACACCAAUGGAUCAUGCCCCACCUUUACCUGCCGACGAGCCAGACCAACGAAACCGAAUUGUACAAUUUUAUGCACCUCCUGACAAUCGUAGGCUUGGUGUAAUGAGAAGAUUGACAUCUUGUUUAUGCUGCAUAUGUAUUAUUGCGCUAGUGAUAGGUUUAGCUGCAGGUUUGACAACACAUCGAUACGACAAUAGAUAUUGUGAAUGCCGUACAAACAUGGACUGUAUGCAUUUAUAUGUGUGGAAUUGUACUGGUCAAAAGCAAGCUGAUUAA
This is a messenger RNA of Mycotypha africana, 492 nucleotides long. RefSeq lists its product as uncharacterized. The record is from RefSeq and is a predicted model, not a curated record. Lineage: Eukaryota; Fungi; Mucoromycota; Mucoromycetes; Mucorales; Mycotyphaceae. The transcript has 4 exons. The coding region runs from base 1 to 492 and encodes 163 amino acids.